GAAGUUUAACGCUGGCCCGGGUGUGGGAUUGAGUGGACAGUGCCGGGGAAGUUUCAGUGGGGAGGAGACUGGAGCUGUCCGCUGUGCUGAAAGGCGCACAGGGAGCUGUCCGGCUGCCGCGGUGCUGAAAUACUCCACUCGACUCCACUCAACUUGGGCCGUGUAGCUCACGACUUGCUCCCCCGACACGAUACCAUACCAUACCAUACGAUAGAACUUUAUUUAUCCCAGGAGGGAAAUUGACUCUGACGAAAGGCGUGGGUACAAAGGACUUACCGCCUCCCGACAGCAAGAUUAAUCCGUGAAACCAUGACCCAAUCGAAUCGAAUGUGCCUUGAGCACAUGUAAUCCGUCGGAAGAAAAAAAAACAUGUCUCUGUUUUACUAUCUUGUCCACGGGACACGUUAUAUUUCUGUUACAACCCACCAAUAGAAUUAUCAAGGACGUUGGGAAAGAAAAAGCGGUCACUUUACUAAACUUCUUAUAAUAUAUUCCGAGCGGCCUUAAAUUUCGCGAUGGUUGCAACUGGAAUUGUUUAGGGCGACCCGCUGAUCAGAAUAACUGCACACAUUCGCGGCGGGGUCGUAGCUGGCGGCAAUAUGGAGAUAAGGAAGGAACAAUUGAGGAAAUUGGCUGGUGAUGGCCUGGGACGCCUGCACAGGGUGCUGGAGAAGAGGCAGAAUGUGGGCGAGACCAUCGAGCUGACGGAGGAGGGGCGAGUGGUCGGCGUGGCCGAGAAGCAGAAGCCACUGCUGGACUGCACCUGUUUCGGGCUGCCCAAGCGCUACCUCAUCGCCGUCAUGAGCGGCCUGGGCUUCUGCAUCUCCUUCGGCAUCCGCUGCAACCUGGGCGUGGCCAUCGUCAGCAUGGUCAACAGCCACUCUGUCAAACGCAAUGGCAAGCUGGUCAUGGAGAAAGCCAUCUUUAACUGGGACCCGGAGACAGUGGGGAUGAUACACGGUUCGUUCUUCUGGGGCUACAUCGUUACGCAGAUUCCCGGAGGAUACAUCUCACAGAGGUUUGCUGCCAACAGAGUGUUUGGCUGGGCGAUCGUAGCCACAUCUUCACUCAACAUGCUGAUUCCCUCUGCGGCCAAAGCCCAUUACAGCUGCGUAAUAUUGGUCAGGAUUCUGCAGGGCCUGGUUGAGGGGGUGACGUAUCCCGCCUGCCACGGAAUCUGGAGCAAGUGGGCUCCUCCGUUGGAGCGAAGCCGACUGGCCACCACCUCCUUCUGCGGUUCCUAUGCUGGGGCGGUGGUGGCCAUGCCUCUGGCUGGGGUCCUCGUUCAGUACUCAGGGUGGCCUUCAGUCUUCUACGUCUAUGGAAGUUUUGGCAUGGUGUGGUAUGUAUUCUGGCUGCUGGUGUCGUUCGAAAGUCCAGCCAAACAUCCCACCAUCACUGAAGAAGAGAAGACUUACAUCGAGGAGGCCAUCGGGGAAGGGGGCAACCUGAUGAACCCACUGGUGAAGUUCAAGGCUCCCUGGCGCAAGUUCUUCACCUCGAUGCCCGUCUACGCCAUCAUCGUGGCCAACUUCUGCCGCAGCUGGACAUUCUACCUGCUUCUCAUCAGCCAGCCCGCCUACUUUGAGGAGGUGUUUGGAUUAGAAAUCAGCAAGGUGGGCCUGCUGUCCGCUCUGCCCCACCUCGUCAUGACCAUCAUCGUCCCCAUCGGCGGGCAGCUGGCGGACUUCCUCCGGAGGAAGAACCUCAUGUCCACCACCAACGUCAGGAAGAUGAUGAACUGCGGAGGUUUCGGCAUGGAAGCCACCUUCCUGCUGGUGGUAGGGUUCUCCCACAGUAAAGGCGUCGCCAUCUCCUUCCUUGUUCUGGCCGUGGGCUUCAGUGGGUUCGCAAUCUCAGGGUUCAACGUCAACCACCUGGACAUUGCCCCGCGCUACGCCAGCAUCUUGAUGGGACUGUCCAACGGCGUGGGCACUCUGUCGGGCAUGAUCUGCCCGCUCAUCGUGGGUGCUAUGACCAAGCACAAGACACGGGAGGAGUGGCAGUACGUCUUCCUCAUCGCCUCGCUGGUUCACUACGGCGGCGUCAUCUUUUACGGGCUGUUUGCAUCGGGCGAGCAGCAGCCGUGGGCCGAGCCGGAGGAUCAGAACGAGGAGAAGUGCGGUUUCAUCCACGAGGAUGAGCUGGCGGAGGAGACGGAGGCGGGCGGACAGGGCUACGGCAGCUACGGUGCCACCAACACCACGCAGGUCACCAACGGGGGCUGGGCCAGUGACUGGGACAAGAAGGAGCAGCUGGUGCAGGAGGAGGGCAAGGAUGUGUACAUGUACGGCAGCGCUGAGGACCGGGACCUGCCCUGAGAGGGGCAGCGCGCUGGUCACCGUAUCCCACCCCCCCCCCCCCCGCACCGCCACUAAACCACGGCCUACCACCGCUCCCCCACAAGGGGAACUGCAGGCGCUGGAAUCCUGAGCAAAGCACAAAGUACCGGAGGAACUCAGCAGGUCAAGCGACAUCUGUGGAUGUCGACGGGAUGGACAGACGACGUUUUGGGCCGGGAUCCUUCUGGGAGCAGAAUUAGGCCAUUCGGCCCAUCAA
This is a messenger RNA of Amblyraja radiata (thorny skate), 2559 nucleotides long. RefSeq names its product vesicular glutamate transporter 1. Gene Ontology annotation, biological process: regulation of synapse structure or activity; neurotransmitter loading into synaptic vesicle; transmembrane transport. The record is from RefSeq and is a predicted model, not a curated record. The coding region runs from base 600 to 2321 and encodes 573 amino acids. Gene Ontology annotation, molecular function: neurotransmitter transmembrane transporter activity; L-glutamate transmembrane transporter activity. NCBI's taxonomy places the organism in Eukaryota, Metazoa, Chordata, Chondrichthyes, Rajiformes, Rajidae. The transcript has 12 exons. Gene Ontology annotation, cellular component: excitatory synapse; synaptic vesicle membrane.